UCGUUUGGUUGCCGCAGGUACCGGCGGCAGCGGCAGCGUCAACAUUCGGCGUCAACUCCUGUUCGUUUCGUUGCCGCAGACAGCUGCGUCUGACGCCGCGUCCGAACGCCGCAACGCCGAUAAAACCUGCUGUCGCGACAUAAAACCUGCGGCCAAUAAGUCGGGGAAAGUGACGCAGCUCCAUCUCUAUCUCUCUCUCUCGAUCUCCAUUCCUAGAACCAGUGAAGAUCUUGAGAGCUCUCUCCAUCUCAAGCUCUCUCUCCAUCUCGAGCUCCCUCCAUCUCAACCUCUCUCUCCAUCUCGAGCUCUCUCCAUCUCGGGCUCUCUCUCCGUCACGAGCUGUAUCCAUCUCAGGCUCUCUGGCUCUCCCUCUGUCACGAUCUGUCUCCAUCUCGGGCUGUCUCUCUUCUCUGAAGAAAACCCAUCUCCGAUCUCAUCUCCAAGCUCUCUUACCCAUCUCCGAUCUCAUCUCGAAGCUCUCUUACCCAUCUCUGAUCUCAUCUCCAAACUCUCUCUUCUCCGAGCUCAUCUCAUCUCCAAGCUCUCUCUUCUCCUUUUCUCGUUGAGGCUCUCUCAUUUCAGGCUCCAUUGAUCUCAGGUUUGCUCAGACCUAGUGGAAAAGACUCAGAUCUUCUCAAGCUCAUUCUCUCAAGCUCAGACCCUCUCAAACUCACUCUCUACUGCUGUUCCUCUCACUUUUUAAGAUGUCGACGUCAAAAGAUAAUUGGAAACCUGAGGAAACUAGGUAUUUUUUCCAACUCUACGCGGAAGAGAGAAGAAAAGGAAAUAAGGUUGGUCAGCAAAUGAAUAAAGUAGGAAAAAAGAACAUCAUGGAUGCGUUUGAGCUGAGGUUUAAGAAGGGAUUUUCCGAUUGGAAGAGGGACUACAAGAACAAGUACGACAGCAGCAGAAAAAAAUACAUCAGGAUUAGGAUGCUGACUCAGAACAGGACAGGACUUGGGUAUGAUAACAUGGGAAGGAUCGACAUGUCAGAUGAUUGGUGGAAAGAGCGCGAAAGGGAGUGUCCAGGAAUUAGAAAAGCCUUCUGCAAAGAAAUUGAUAACAUGGAUAUGUUUGAAGCAGAAUUUGGUGGUGUAGUAGUUACUGGAGCAGAAGGUUGGAGUGCUCAACAUGGAGAAGCAAGCUUGAAUUCGAGAGUUGGUGGAGAUAUUGCUGAGGAUGAAGCUGAUUCUCAGCCAGCAGCAGAGACAGAAACCCAGGGCCAAGCUCCUCGCCAAACUCAACCAGCAGCUCAGACUCAUUCUGGAGGUUCAAGAGCAAAACGAAGGCGUAAGGAGAAAGAUGUGGCUGUGGAGGCAUGUGAAAAAAGGACAGCUGCUCUUGAAGUGAAGAAUAUGCUAGCAAAACAAUUGAUGGAGCGUGAACAACCAUUCAGUGUUGAGACCGUAUAA
Messenger RNA from Brassica oleracea var. oleracea, 1412 nucleotides. RefSeq lists its product as uncharacterized. The record is from RefSeq and is a predicted model, not a curated record. The coding region runs from base 705 to 1412 and encodes 235 amino acids. The transcript is spliced from 6 exons. NCBI's taxonomy places the organism in Eukaryota, Viridiplantae, Streptophyta, Magnoliopsida, Brassicales, Brassicaceae.